Rhipicephalus sanguineus (brown dog tick) is the source of this 5989-nucleotide messenger RNA. Its product is annotated as cocaine esterase. NCBI's taxonomy places the organism in Eukaryota, Metazoa, Arthropoda, Arachnida, Ixodida, Ixodidae. Bases 176 to 2254 code for a protein of 692 amino acids. The record is from RefSeq and is a predicted model, not a curated record. The transcript is spliced from 10 exons.
GUCACGUGGCCCGGUUCCCCUUUCACCUUCCGCGGUGUAUUCCCGGCUUCCCAUCCGGCCCCAUAACCAGAGAGCGAACAACGGUGGCCCCAAACGCGGCAUCCCCGAGCGGACGCGCUUGCAUGGACCGCACGACAGGCCGCCGCUGCCGGGCCAGCCGCCGAUCGACGACCGCAUGAUGUUCGCGCCGGCUCUGUUGCCGCCGCUGCUGCUGCUGGCGCUGGCCGGCCGCGCGCAGCAGCAGCAGCAGCACUUCCCCAGGACCCGGUUCCAACCGGUGCACCGGUACCCGCCGCUGCCCAACGGCAUCAAGCUCAGCCCGGAGCUCAUCAACCAGGCACUCCAGCUGCCGCCCAAUGGCCACCCCCAGGGGCCCGCUCAGCAGCAGCAGCAACAGAGCUUCAGGCCGCAGCGCAUGGUGCAGCUGACGAUACCGCAGGGCGUGCUGCGGGGCCGCGUACUGCGCACGCCCUCGGGCCGGGGCCUGGUCGCCUUCCUCGGUGUGCCGUACGCCGCCGCACCCCUCGGGCCACUACGAUUCAAGCCUCCCGUGAUACACCCUGGCUGGAGCUCAGUGCUGGACGCGACUGCCUUCCGGUCAGCGUGUCCGCAGUUCGACUACCGCGGGAGGAUCGUCGGCAACGAAGACUGCCUCUUCCUCAACAUCUACACGCCGGGAUACAGGAACGGCCAGACCCCUUCCUACCCCGUAAUGGUGUUCGUGCACGGCGGUAACUUCGAGACCGGAGCCUCGAGCCAGUACGGACCGCAGAAGCUCGUCGACAAGGACGUCGUCGUGGUCACAAUAAACUACAGGCUCGGCAUUCUUGGGUUCCUAAGCACGGGCGACAGCGUCUGUCCUGGCAACCUGGGCCUGCUGGACCAGAACCUGGCCCUCAAGUGGGUGCGCGACAACGUGGCCCAAUUCGGCGGUGAUCCCUCGCAGGUGACGCUCUUCGGCCAGGGCUCUGGCGCCGUCAGCGUCUUCCUGCACAUACUGUCGCCCCUUAGCCAAGGGCUGUUCGUGCGUGCCAUCGCCGAGAGCGGCAGCCCGCUGAGCGACUGGGCCGUGGAGCCAGAACCGGCGCAGUUCAAGCGCAUCGUUGCCCAGGGCGCGGGAUGCCCGACCGACGGCCCGUCGUUCGCGCUCAUCGACUGCCUCAUGCAGACGCCCAGCAGCGAGUUCCUGCGCAUCCAGCAGGAGAGCAAGGUGUUCGGCGACUUCCCCGUGAGGACGGCGCCCGUGGUGGAGAAGUUUAACCCGCAGGGAGCCUUCCUUCCGGACGAGCCAGCCACCCUACUCGAGCGCGGAGAGUUCAGACGCGUGCCGCUCAUCGCCGGCGUCAACAAAGAUGAGACGGCCUUCUUCUUUCCCGUGCUGUCGGGAUAUCUUCGAGACCGGUCGGCGCGCAGUGCUACAUACGUACGCGACCAGCUGCUGCCGCGAUUCCUGAGCAGCGCCCUGCGCUACAACCGACCGCCGACGGAUGUUGUGGACUCCGUGGACGAGACCUACUUCCGGGACGUCAACCCUCUUGACACGAACUCUGUCAUCAAGGCCUUCAUAAAUAUGUCGACGGAUGCAAUGUUCGUGGCGCCGAACCAGCUGACACUGGCCAAGUAUUCGCGCUUCGAGGCGCCUACCUACAUGUACGUGUUCGAGUACCGGGGCGACACUAGCCUGCUGGAUGCCCGACUCGGUUUCCAGAGGCAGUCCUACGAUCUCGGUGUCUCCAACGGCGAUGAGCUGAUCUAUCUAUUCGACGUGACGGCCGACGGACUGCGGCCACUGUCCAGCCUCGACUCGCUCGUCAGCAGCAGGAUCAUCAACCUCUGGACAGACUUCGCCAAGAGCGGAAUGGCGCCGCAGUACCCGAACUUCGAGUACCCUGCCUGGCCCCGCGCUUCGCCUAGCAACGUGUCGUCAUACCGCAUCGGCCGUUCGCUGCAGCCCGGUACCGAGUACCGGGUCGAGGCGACGCGCUUCUGGUCGGGAAUCUCGCCCGCGCUGUUGGGCCAGCGGGGCAGCGAAGACGACGGCACGCGCUCGGGCGCCCUGGUCACCCCGCCUGGCUACGUGGAACCCCUGUACCGGACCCUGGCAUGGACCAUGGUGGCCGUGGCCAUCGCGCUCGCGCUCGCCCUCAUCGUGCUCCUCGUGGUGCUCUACAAUCAGAAGAAGAGCCAGAGCUUCCGCGCCAGCUCGGACCUGGACAACUCCCGAGUGUCCGGCGGUGGAUCCACACUCUAUUGACGGUGGCGCACGACGUCGCCCCCGCUUAAAUGUCGCGGUGGUCGCCGGAACAGACUCGAAGGCCGCGAGAGAUCUGCCGUGAUGCCACCGCUUGUUCUUGCUCCGACGAUUUCUGGGCCAGAGCACAAGUGGGAUGCAUCCGCGCACUUGUAACUCAAGCGAGGCAUGACUGUUUAGCGGUACGCGACGAGCUAGCAGAACUGCGCGCGGCUCGUGCCGACAUAUAGACUUGUCCGGGCAUUAUACCUGUGUGCUCAGAGUGGAGGAUGAGCCAUUUGUCUGUUGCGAGUUUGUGGACACUCCCACUCUUUGGAAGCUAACUUUAGACACGCUAUAGGUCAGUAUCUUUGACAAGGGUAUCUGAAUGAGCGAGCUUGUAAAAGGCAUAGUUCAUGUCGCCUGAGCAGAACAAAAACACUGCUUAAGUCAUACCGUCUCGCUUAGAGGCCUGCCGUGUUGGGCGCGAUCGUCGUGCGAAACCAGAAGUUGACGUUCUAGAAUAGCAGAUAGGAACUCCUACGUUUAAAAGGCCUAUGUGCUUCAGAUAACGCCUAUUGAGUCGUGUGUUCAUUCCAGCAGGUGUACCCGCCUUUCUUUUUCUUUUUACGAUACAUCACUGAUCUUGAGCGAUGCAUGAAGUUGCUGAAAGCUUAGUAUAACUAUGCUGCAAUUUAGCUCGUAGUGGGAAAGAUAGCCUUAAAACAGCUCGACUUCCUUUUCAGGGGUGAGUAAGUUCCGUGACUUUUGCAUAUUCGCCCAGAGAAAUGUGGCGCAUGGUAUUAUUGUUGCUAAACUGAGGUUGUUCUACCCUUACAAAAACGGAUUUAGACAGCCUAUAGACUAUCUAAAAAUGGAUUUAUACAGUCUAUAGAUUGUCUGAAUCUACAUACAUUUUUGUAUGUGUUGGUGCACGUGCCGAAACAGAGGUGCUGCAGGGCGUUUCUUUCUUACCGUUUAUUGCUUUUUUUACUUUCUUUUUUCUCUUGAAGUCCCUCUUCUCGAAGUGAGCAGAGAAUGGGUGACUUCCGUUUGACUUCUCAUUUUCUCAGCUUUUAUUUUUUCCCGCAUUUUCGCCAAAUUGAGCACUUUCACGCAGCCCGUUGGUUUUUGUUCAAACAAAAAUGUUCUUGUUUCGGACGUAAGCGCCUUAUAUGCAAAGUGGAUACAAACAAGGCUUGGCAUUUGAAGAGAGUGUAGGCAUUUUUUUAGUCAAACUACGCUAUCGCCGGCGGGUAUUGUAAGGCCAGAGUGUUGGAUAGAGCUCGCGCUGUCACAAAUAGAUAAAAGAACAAGACAGUGAAGACGAGCUUGUAUUUAUCGUGUAUAGUGUUGUAUAUUUCGCGCACGACUCCAUAGCAAUUUAUAGUAUAUAGCGCCUAUACGAUAAAAACCAAUACUAAUAUGUUAUGUUAAGCGCAAGCUAAGAAAGUUUGUGUCAUACGCGUUUCCUUUACUCACCAUGUUCAUGAUAUUCGCACCCGCAGCAUUUGUCAAACCGUACGUUUAAAAUCACGUAGACCAGGGUUCUCAGCCAUGGAUGUUUCGGAGACACCUUGUGAACCGGUGUAAGGGAUGAGGGACCUCUUGCAUUGAGAGAAAAGGGGUGGGGGUCAUAAAUUAACGCAACAUGCCGCGUGGAGUACGUGCCUUUUAUUUCUCUCUGGCAAAGAAUGGUCAAACAAAAGUGCCACGCCAAUGCGAUCUCAACAGCUUGUUGUGCGGUCUGCAGCUACAUUCAACCGGUUUCCAGCUAUGUUUGCUCUUCAAAUAUGCAAGCCUAGAAAAAGUAUGCUCGCGUGCAUAUGUUGCAGAAAACUGCAACAAAAGCUUUACAGCCAUCUCAUGAAGAAGGGGAACCAUAAGUCAGCUCUGCCGCAGUGCAAAACUGUUAUGCGGCGAAGCAUAUAAAAAAAAUCAGAAGGGGCUUCUGUUAGGGGACGUAGUGCGCCUCAAAAAAAAAAAAAAAAAACGCUUUUAUUAUUUUUUUAAUUUUUUAAAAGAUAGGUUUCGUGGACCCCCCAAAAUGGCUUCGCGGACUCCGUGGGGUCCGUGUAUCCCCAUAUGAGAACCAAUGACGUAGACUAUCUAAAGCGGGACAGUGGAUGGAAUUUCUCUACGUGCAAGAGGUUUUGUUCACAAGGAUUAGCGCUGUCACCACUCAGCUAGGUUUUAAAAGAGGCGCGAUAUAUUCAUACAAGCGUGCCUUCGUAAGCGACUCCCGAAGGAACCUUUCGCAACUGUUGGUAGAUCACUACAGUAAAACCAAUGCUACGGAGCGCGCGUAGCAGAUAUGGCCUGGUUGUGGAGUGAAAUUCGAAGUUUAUAAGAUGAAGAGGGCACCACAAUUCGCACGGACGUCAGAAGUAAGCGUGCUCUGAGGCGGAGAGAAGGUUAGUGCAGCGCAUUUCAACUUAACUGAUGUAGUCCGUACAGCACUGACAUUGCUCGAGCAUCAUUACUUAAAGCACGUAAGGUACUAAUGAUCAUCCUGGUAUCUGGAACCUUGAGCCUAUAAGACGGCGAUAGAGCUACCCAAACGCAUUCUCGAAAUACUAUAUAACGUAAGCACUUAACUUAUUGAACGCGACUUUCAUUUCCUAUACGUUCUUCUUAGAGGUUCCUUCCUCACACUUUAGUGACAGAAUAAGCUGUGCUUCUUGUGACAGAAGACAAAAAUAAAUAUUCGUAGCGACACCUAUGAGCAGCAGCAUCAUAGGAGGAUUGUUUUAGAGCAACGGUCGCUCACAAUACGCAACCCACUGUUCACGCGUCAUCCGGAGAGAUAAUGUGCGCAGCCCAAAGAAUUUGUCACUGUGACUUGGCACACGCAACUGCAGGCUCAGUGGCUCAGUCUCCGCAAGAGAGCGCGGCAUAGCAGAUAAAACAAAGAGCUGAAGCGUUAUGCGACGCGUGCCGUUGAUCGCCCUUCAGUAACAGAUUUUUUUAUCACGCGCUCCAACAAGCGUCGCGUCCUCAAUGCGCCGCUAGAUUUUGUCAGACAACUGUUCAGCAAGCUUUCGAAUCAGUGUGGCGCGAUGUCUCCGAGGAGCGCACCGUUCUUUCAAGACGAAAAAAAAAAAGCGGAAGUGCUUGAAGAGCUGUAAUACAGCGCCAAUGCGCGGGUCUGGAUUUCGUGUUGUUGGUUUUCUGUGUUGGCCCGUUCACAUACAAGGCCAUUGUUGACAAAGUUUUGUUACAUUUUUAUUUCUUUUUUUCCGCGGUUAUUAGUUCAUAUAAGUAUAGGAAUGUUAGCUGUCACCUAAUAGAAUCCCGAGCAAUGUGCAAGUGUAUGCUGACAUGCUAGCUUUGUGGCACUGCAUGUGGCACGUGUGCGGUUUUUAUAGAAAAGAGGUAACGAUCUCAGAAGCGGUUGCAUUAGAAAACUACAGCUUUCGUUAUUCGUGACAUCUCAUAAUCAACAUAUACUUAGAUUGCAGCACACAGACAGCGCGUGCUGCACUUAUAUUCAUCCCGAGUAUUUCCUACCGAUUUUUUUUUCUUUCACUAAACGCGGCAUCACCAGUCUUGUGUCACGCACAUCAAGAGCGCACUACGUACGACUCAGCCGCAGAAAAUGCUCGAAAACUCACAACGAACGCUUCAGCCGCUGUUUCUCUACGCAUACGCAUGUUUGUACAUAGGACAUAUCCCAAGAAUAUGGCUCAUACUGCCGCCCCACAAAUCAUUGUUGCCACAUGUUCUUGCGUGUUUUUUGCCUUGUAAAAACGAAGAAAA